Molecule: messenger RNA, 4183 nt
Organism: Ceratosolen solmsi marchali
Lineage: Eukaryota; Metazoa; Arthropoda; Insecta; Hymenoptera; Agaonidae
Product: serine/threonine-protein kinase 11-interacting protein
Exons: 20
Coding region: 93-3830 (1245 amino acids)
Cellular component (GO): cytoplasm
Molecular function (GO): protein binding
Source: RefSeq, a predicted model, not a curated record
AAUUUCAAUAAUUUGCUAUGACACUGGGAUGACACAAAUUUAAUUAUCUAAAGAAUAGUAAAACUUCAGGACUUCCAGUUCAACUGGUCAAUAUGUCAAGAUCACUUAGUAAUAAUUAUACCUCGGGUCUUCCUGGUAUAAAAGAAAUUCUCAACCUUGCUAAACUUCUUAGAAAUAAUGGUGAUAAAGUUUUAAGUGCCUCUAGUAAAUUAUGUCUAUCAACAAAGCUUCUGAAUAAUCUAAACGAAGCAUUUUCUUUGAUAAUUAAUGAAACAGAUGACUUAGAAAGCUCUUUUCAAGUGUGCAAUAGUUCACGUAACGAAGUUUUCCAAGAUGUAAAAUUUCUUCAUGACUUUGUCCAAAAAACAGUUGGUCUUAAAAUUCUACAUAAUCCUAAUGAUAUGAAAGUGAAUGUCGAUAUUACUAAGUUUAGACACUUAAAAUACUUAGAAUUACAAAAGGUUCCUGUGGAAAUUGUUAAGGGAAUUCAGGGAAUUAGAGGACAGCUUGAAUGUAUUGUCUGUACUGGUGGUCAUGGAGUCAACAGUAUUCAUGAAUUACUGGCUUCUUGCGGAGGAGAUGAAGGAGUUGGAUUUGUUUGGGGUUCACUGCAACGAUUAGCAUUACCCUAUAACGGUCUCUCACAUCUAGACAAAUCUUUAGAAUUUGCACCCUGGAUGGAAACUAUGGACUUAAGUCAUAAUUUAAUCACCAAAAUUACUGAAUUAGAAUACCUACCAAAUCUGAGAAACAUUAAUCUAGGCUAUAAUAAUCUUGAAUAUAUUCCCCAAUUUAAUAAGGCUUCAUAUCACGCUUUGCAAAAAUUAAUAUUAAAAAAUAAUGAUAUUGACAACAUCAAUGGUUUACAGGGAUUAGAAUGCUUGAUCGAGCUGGAUUUAUCUUAUAAUUGUUUAAUGGACCACUCGUUGCUUUGGCCAUUAGAAACAAUGUCAAUGUUAAUGUGGCUUUGUUUAGAAGGCAAUCCACUAUUUCAUCAUCCUCGUCAUAGACUUCAUACUAUUAAACACUUGCAUUCAUCAUUAAGUGAUACGAAAUUCGUUCUGGAUAUGCAGCCGCUAAAUAAGUCAGAGAAACUAUUCGUCUCUGAGAACCGACUGUUCACAAUUGGAACAUCAAUGCAGCGAUCGCGAGAUCGCGAGCCCAAUCUCCCAUCCGUAAACAGCUCAACGGCGUCGUGUUUUGAAGCCAAUGACCACCCAUCAAAUAGUGACUUGGACUCACAAAAGUCGCUCAAGGGUGAAGUCGAGGUCGCUAAAAUUAAACCUAUGACCAGAAGAAGAAAGAAUGUACUGGAAGUAAUUAUCGCCGAGGACGAUUUAGAGAAGGAACAUUCAAAAUCCAAGCCGAACUCCCUUAGUAAUUCUUAUCUAGAAUCAUCGAUGGAUCAUUUGGAGACAAAGCGUCAGAUCUUGGCAUUACGCGCAAAAUACGGCGAAGACAAUUGGCUAAGCAGUUAUUCGGCAACUUAUAUUCAAAGCAUUAUGGGUAUACAAAGCUCCGGAGAAGGCUCGAAUACUCUCCUGUCAUCGACAUUUACCGACAAUCACGACAGUUACCAACAAGCUUCGCUCUGUGCCACCACUUCCAUAUCGCCAAUACUUCCCACGCAAAAUAAUAAAAAAUGUAUUUACUUAUGUAAAAAGAAUGGUGAAGAAAGUGAGGCAAAUAGAGAGCAACGACGAAUGGAGCGAGAAUACGAAAGUACAGAUGAAGGAAUAGUUGUGGAGACAGAGCCAGAGAACGAGACUGAUGAUAACGCAACUCUAAAAGUAGAGCCACACGAGACAUUGGAAGCUUCAUACGAUCCUGAAGAAGAAAAAGGUGAUUUAUAUUUGGUUCAAAAGAAGAAAGGACAGGAAGAACCUGAUGAAAUUUUUUUAAUUAUAACACCAGAAGACAUUAAGGAAAGAGAUUCCAUUAACGGUAAAAUUAAAUUUCGGUGGCCAACUGAUACGGUCCUUUCAUGCGUUUUAGGAAGAGGAACACCGACGACUGUCGAUAUUACAUUCGAUACUACACGAAAAGAUCGGGAAGCAAGGACAUAUAUCACUGAACUCGAAGAUGCCAAGAAAAUUGUACAAACUUUGAAUGAAAUGAUUAAGAGUCAGCCGAUGAUACUUAAAAUUUUUAAGUGCAUGAAGUGUUCUACUCACUUUUCUCAAGAUGGCGAUAAUAAUAUUGUCACGUCUUUACCUGCUGGUUUACAACCUAAAUGUCCGACAUGUAAAAGUACCUUAGUUAUACAAACAGAUGAGCUACCAACUCCAGCACCAGAACGUUUAGAAAAAAUUUUGGAAAAACCGAGACUUGAAGCUCAAAAAGAUUUGCUUAAUGAAACGCAGCUUCCACAUUCGAGUUCACAAUCUAGUAUCGGUUCAGCAACUAGCUUAGAAGAAUCUCGAGAAUCAACACCAUCAGCUGGAACAACGUCUAAGAAAUAUGAAAGCGAUAUUGAAGUACUUAGCAAUCCAAGUCAAAGUAGUAUCGAAGUUCUUGAUGACGGGUCAAAAUCAACAAUACCACACAGAAAGAAAUCAUCAGAAGAAAGGCGAGUAGCUAUCGCUCCUUCAUUAUUAACAAUCCCAGAUACAACUCUUUGUAUGGCGGGCUUAACCGAAAGUAGCUCAUCAGGUUCAUUGACUGAUAGUGUGUGUACUGCUUAUGAAAAUAAAACUCUUAAGUUAUUGGAUAAGACUGAAAUGUCCAAUAGCAGAAGUACCAGCGAUGCUGAAACAAUCAAAGCCGACACUUUGGAUUCAGAAAGUGCUUUCGCUCCCGUAACAAAUCUUACAUCAAUGUUGGGUGAAUUACUUCAAAGUAUGAAAAUUGGACAAUCCAAAGAUACGACAUCGAAAUCUGAAGAAAGUUCGGAAUUUAUUGGCAGUAAUAUUCAAUACUCUUAUACAAAUUUCAAUAAUGUUGAUCAUCGAAUUAAACUUCACAUUAUAUUAAAUGUUUUUGAACAUGAAAAUGAAGAUCUUGCUUUACUACUACGAGCUGAUAUCCUAACUCAGUCUUCAGUAGAUACAUUUCCUGGGUGUUUAGUUAUGUCAACAGCUAAAGUUUAUAUUUUAAAGAUUAAUGGACCAGAAGGUGAAAAUCCUCAACGUUGGCUGCACAAAGAAUCAAGUUGGACAAUAGAUAGGCUUAGAUCAUUCGCUCCAUUGCCUUUUAAACAGGGUGUACUUGUUGAAUUAGAACAACCUAGUAAAUCUGGAAAUAGUCUUACUAAUAGCGUAGUUUUGUGCAUUCUUCAAGAUUUUCAAAGAACAUCUAAUUUUUUAUUUUAUUUGACAGAUUCACCACUUCCUGCUAGUUGUGAGGUUGAAUUCACAGUACCACAAUAUUGCAAUUUCUCAAUGAAAAAUAUUCUCAAAUCCUCAAAAAAUAACAAAGAAGAAGAUAGCAUUAGAUUACUUGCAUUAUUUUCAUCAGCUAUAUUAAAAUCUCCAAAUGACACUAUAAAACUUAAAGUUUCUAGUUUAAUUAUAACCUCAUCAACUUUAAUUGUGGUGCAAGAUCAAAUUCAUUGGCUUUUAUCAGAAAAACAUAAGCUUCCAGUCAUAGUAGCUGAACAAGGAAUGAGUAACUUAAUCGAAGUAGAUUCUGGUGGAAACUCACUAGUUUUGAAUUUCUUAGACGAAGUAUUAGGUGCUGAUGCCAGUUGGACCUUAGAAUUUGUAUCAUCAAGCGCAGCAGAAGCUGUAAUUAAUUCUAUUCGACCACCCUGGGAAGAGCUAUUUUCGGUGCCGUUACAAAUCAAUGUUCCAUUAAUGUCAGAGAGCACUGAUAUUCAAGAAAGAACGUGACAGCAAAGCAUGGACCGUUUGAUAUAUUAUCGACACUACAAGUUCAUCAGCGUAAUUAUAACACGCAACAUUAUUUACAUUAAGCGAAUAAUCAUGACCUGUGUAUUAUAUCUAUAUUUUCUAUAUGGUCUCACUGAAAAUAGAUUCAAAUAUAAGAGAAAAAACUGAACCACUAAAUGGUGCUAGUAGCAAAAAGGUUGUUUAACAAAUGUACAUAAUAUAAAGAGAAUCCUGAAGGAUUCGUCUAUAAUUUACUCAUUUCUUCGAACGGAAAUGAAUUCUGUGUAUAUACAAGUUAUUUUAAGAAAUAAUUCUCCUAUGUCUAUUAAGUUAUGUAUUAUAUACAAGUAAUA